GCAAAGGAAUUCGGGAAAUAUUUGUUAAGGAUGAAAGAGAAGAAUCCGAAUUUCUUUUUCGAGCUCCAACUCGAGGAGGAUCAAUCGAUUAAGCUCGCCUUUUGGGCCGACGCAAGAAGCAGAGCGGCCUGUGAGUAUUUCGGAGACGUCAUUUCAUUCGACACCACCUACAAUACAAACAGGUAUAAUUUGGUCUGUGGUUCUUUUGUCGGGGUGAAUCACCACGGCCAGUCAACACUUCUCGGAUGCUCUUUGAUGAAGAACGAAGAAAUUGAAUCAUUCAAAUGGUUAUUUCAAUGCUGGCUUCGUUGCAUGGGAGGAAACGCUCCGAAAGGGUUUCUCACCGAUCAGUGCGCAUCAAUGAAAAGGGCUUUAGAGGCCUGUAUGCCAACAACAGUUCACCGCUGGUGUAUUUGGCACAUCAUGAAGAAGAUUCCAAGCAAAUUAAACGGGUACAAGGCACACGCCGAUAUCGAACAACAAAUGAGCCAUGUUGUUUGGAACUCUCACAGCAAAGACUCAUUCGAUAGGAAUUGGAACGAUUUUCUGGUGAAUUUUGGUCUUGCCGACAACAAGUGGCUCUCAGGUAAUGUGUUUUUAAAUUCUGCAGCAGAGGUGUAAAUUGUACUGACUCUCGGGUGUAUUUUACUGUGUGUGUUUGGGUGUAUUAUGCAGAUCUGUACGAAG
This is a messenger RNA of Arachis duranensis, 687 nucleotides long. Its product is annotated as protein FAR-RED IMPAIRED RESPONSE 1-like. The coding region runs from base 31 to 621 and encodes 196 amino acids. Lineage: Eukaryota; Viridiplantae; Streptophyta; Magnoliopsida; Fabales; Fabaceae. The record is from RefSeq and is a predicted model, not a curated record. The transcript is spliced from 2 exons. Gene Ontology annotation, biological process: regulation of DNA-templated transcription.